AUGGCUAGCAUUACACAAGACCACAUCAAAGAUAUCAAUGACAGUAAAGAUACAUGGACUAUUGUUGCCCGUGUUCUCAGAAAGUGGAUUGCGUACAAGAAGACUCCACCCUAUGCUCCAUGGAGGAUUGGCCUACUUCUUGUGGAUGAGCAGGGUUAUAGAAUAGAAGGUUUUGUAACACAAAGAGGGCUGUUUGAGCAUUACAAAAAUGAACCCAAAGAGGGUGGCGUAUACUACUUUGAAAACUUUGAGGUUGUUGACAAUAGAGAUCAAUACAGAGUUACAGCACAUUCCUGGAGGCUUAAGUUUCAUGCUACUACCUACUUUGAAGAAUCAGAUUUGCCAAUUCCUGGUGAGGCAUACAACUUCGUCCCCAUAAAAGAUAUUGCUGAAUUCACAACAAAGAAUGAGGGGCUGAUUGUCAACACAUUUAACAGCAAGAGUCAUGAACUCCAGCCCCCUAUUGUUGUGAUGGUUAGGUUUGGCAGGCUUAACAAGCCUACAGCACAUGGUCACAUUACCAAUGUGUUCGAAGCAACCGAGGUUUCAUUCAAUCCUAAUAUUCCAGAGGCUCAACUUUUACUGCAAAGAUUUAAAGUCCAUUACAAGGUGUUUGAUUCAACGGGUAAAUGUUCAGUCAUAUUUUUCAAUCGCCUUGCUUCUAAUCUCAUUGGCUUCUCAGCUGAGGAGCUGAAGGAAAAGUUAGCAAAGGGGAGCCAACUUAACAUAACUAAUAAUGUUACUUUUGAGCAGUCCAUAAUUGAGUCUCCUGUCUCACAGCAACCAACAACAUCAUCAUCAAGUGCCAUAGUGAGUGAGGACCGUGACGCUCUAGUAUCUCAGUUGCUUUCCUCUCCGGAUUUAUUGUCCAAAUGUAAAAAACACACGGCUGAUUCCUCUAUUGAUGUUGAUGACAUGAGACUGUCUAACCACUCAACUUCAAACUCCAGCUAUAUGAAGCCACUGAAGAACAUUAAAAAGGAAGAGUGA
Molecule: messenger RNA, 990 nt
Organism: Neltuma alba
Lineage: Eukaryota; Viridiplantae; Streptophyta; Magnoliopsida; Fabales; Fabaceae
Exons: 6
Coding region: 1-990 (329 amino acids)
Source: RefSeq, a predicted model, not a curated record